GCUCUGAGUCGCGCCUCAUCUUCAGUAUUUAAGUGCGCUAUUUCAGUUUGCCUGGGGUAGUUCCCUAGUGGCAGAAACUAAAGACAGAAGCGUGUCUCGUAGACUUUGUAUUGCAUUAUUCCUUCAAGGACAUCUGGAAAAGUAAAGUGCUUCCAUUCAACUCCAACAUGGCGAACUCAGGAGUGCAGCUGCUCGGGUUUUCCCUGUCUCUGGUGGGCAUCAUGGGGCUCAUCAUUGGCACAGUACUGCCGCAAUGGAAAAUGUCAGCCCAUGUGGGAGACAGUAUCAUCACUGCUGUGGCUACUUACCAGGGCCUGUGGAUGUCCUGCGCUUUCCAGAGCACCGGUCAACUCCAGUGCAAAAUCUACGACUCCGUCCUGCAGCUAGACAGUUCUCUCCAGGCAACUCGUGCUCUAAUGAUAGUUGGCAUCAUCGUGUCGAUUGCUGGACUGGGAGUUGCCUGUGUAGGUAUGAAGUGCACCACAUGUGGAGAAGACAAUAAAGAGCGUAAAGCUCGCACUGCUAUGACGGGUGGCAUCAUACUGCUCAUCGGGGCUCUGAGCGCAAUCGUUGCAUGCUCUUGGUUUGCUCACAACGUGAUCCGUGCUUUCUACAACCCCUUCACUCCAGUCAACACCAAGUUUGAGUUCGGCUCAGCCAUUUUCAUUGCAUGGGCUGGAUCUUUUCUCGAUGUUCUCGGCGGAGCUUUAUUGGCGGCUUCUUGCCCUCAAAGCAAACAGGUGUCCAAGUACCCUAAAAACUCUGCUCGCACCACAAGCAGCAGCACCAAGGAGUACGUGUGAACGCUUUCAGAAGAUCAGACAAGAACUGUAUAUGAUAAACAAACCCUGUGAAAGCAAACAGGACUGAGCCUGAUGGAUUGAACUGAAGUAGGUGGAAAACAUGGAUAAUCCAUAGAGUAAGAAUGGCAGAAGGUGCUGAUUAUAACUUACCGACUUCAGCAUUCUAAUAUCCUACACUUAUUGCAAAAACAAAGGUUUACACUUUAUAAUGGUGUAAAGGAACAGUUUUACUAGCUCUUUGAGUUCUUGCUUCUUGCACACUCUCUGGAUUCCAUCACUCUCCUUUUGAAAGAUUAGCGUUGAGCCUGUUUCACACUGGAUGCGUAAGCAAAGAAGUAGCAGCUCAUAUUCUUAAGCGUACAUGUUAACAGGAUAGAGCAUUCACGCUGCACAGCAAGGCGGCUCGGCAACACGAAGCAGAGCUGAAUCAGCAGUGUGGUGUGAUCAUUUAGGUGCUGAGUAUGCUUUUGACACCGCAUUUGUGGUCAAAAUAAACGAGUCGACAUGGGCAAUGAGUCAUUUUACCGUAAAAGCAUAUAAGUUAUAUCUACAGUGUCAUACACAUGACUUUAUAUAAUCAAAAAUGCACUAUUUCCUGGUAGGUUUUUUAAAACUACAAGUCUAGCUUAAGUUGAAGAUUUAUUUUAUUAUAUAAUUGUCAAAUAUCAUAUAAUUGUAUCAUAUAAACAUAUAAAAUAUAGCUUAUAUGGUAUGUGUGGGAGGAGGAACACUUUCACAUCCACUUUCCAUCAUCCUUUUUCUAGAACAGAUAAAGCAUCACAUAUUAUCAGAAGUGUUAUGGCCUUUCUACUGUCUAGUACUUUACAGAAAACAGAGAAUAAUAAUAGGUGGAUAAAACAAAGUAAAGGUAUAUAAACUACUCCAACAAGCCUCUAUGUGAAUGUAUGUGAAAGCACAAUGGGUGUGAGUUCCUUCUGCUCUGCUUACGCAUGUAGUGUGAAACCAGUGUAAGACGAUGUGCUACCAUCAUGCUCACUAGAGGGCAUUGUAUGUCCGCGUAUUGUUGUGUAAAGUACACAACUGCCCAGAAAUGUGAAUAACCAGAACCUUUUCACUGUCUUUCAGGAGAAAUGGCGUAUUCUCACUGGACAACCUAGAAAUGUAAUUUAACCCUAUAGUUAAAUUAAAGUAAGAGUAAAAGUAAAACAUUUGUUUAAAACAAAGAGUUUGCUAAAAGCAUGACCAACAAAGUACAUAUCUCAAUCCUCCCCAAAACAGCAUUUAAAAGUUACACAAGUGUUGUUUUACUGUUUAUUUUGGGCUGACUUGGAGUUGUAUUUGUCAGUCUUACAGAUGUAUUAAUAGAAAAAUGAUUGUAUUUAGUGGUGGUUUUUCUGGCGCUCCAGAGUAUCAGCCUCGAUGGCUGUUGUUGUUACAGUAUUAAUUUCUUAACCUCUUGGAAGUACAAGAUUAACAGACUCGACUUCUGUCUCAGCUCAACCUUUAUUUUAAUAUAUAAUGAAUUUACAUAUAAACCUUGAUAAAAACAGACUACAAGAAUCGUGAUGAGUAUAUAGACACACACAGAGUGAGACAAAACACAGAGCUUGACAUAUAUAACAUGACUAAUAAAUGACGGGCAAAAUAGUACAUAUACAUACAAGAAUAGUGAUACAAGAGCUAGUGGUGACCUGCUUAUUUAUAACUGUAUUUGGCCUCCAUCCAGAAGAGUUUCAUUGGUUCGUAAUUCCAGGUCUGGGAAACCCGUACUAUGCACAAUUUUGUAAUUCCUCUUCUCGUAGCACACCUAAUGCUGCUCAUAAAGGGCUUGACUCAGAUGUGUUGAGCACAGACAUGACAAAAACACAGCAGUCAUGACUGCAAUAAGACAAAAAAUACACUGAUUUAGAUGAGAUCUAGUGGCUGAAGCUCUGUUAGAUCACAACAAGGGACCAGGUGAAGUGAAUAAAUCAAGCACUUGGAGCUAGCACCUGUUCCUGCACUGUUCUGUUGAAUGUUAAUACAAUGCUGUUUUGAUAUGUAAAUAUGAUACAUGUGCUUUUUUUUUUUGCCUCGUUAUUGGUUUUCUAAUGAAAAGAUUUUACAGAACUAAAAGUGUUUAUUUUACAGUUUCACAACCUUUGCCUACUCGAAAUGGACAAAAAUAACUAAAUACACCCUAAUAUGAGUGAGUGUUAGAGGGCUAGAAACAUAUUCAGUGAGUCAGUGUGUUUCUGCACGUCUUCCACCAACUGAUGUACUUUUACAGUAAUUGUAUAAAGUGAUCUGUAUAAUCAAGUGUUCUUCUGUUGCAGAAAAGUACAGCCUCAGCAAGUGAGGUUACGACUCUCUGUGCUCAGUGAUUUUUGUCUCUUCUCUUUUUUUUUUGUCUGUUUGUUUGUUUGUUUGUUUUGCUACGAUUAUGAAUGCAAAAUAAAAUGUCCCAAUACGAAAUAAAUACAAAAUAAAGUUUGUAUUGUUUAUAACAAUGCUGUAAUGAUUACUGAUAUGUAUUAGUAUGGGUCUUUGUCAAGUCAAUCAUUAUAUUUGAUUCAAUUUUA
Hemibagrus wyckioides is the source of this 3325-nucleotide messenger RNA. RefSeq names its product claudin 7a (gene cldn7a). The record is from RefSeq and is a predicted model, not a curated record. Gene Ontology annotation, biological process: bicellular tight junction assembly; cell adhesion. Bases 168 to 803 code for a protein of 211 amino acids. The transcript has 4 exons. Lineage: Eukaryota; Metazoa; Chordata; Actinopteri; Siluriformes; Bagridae. Gene Ontology annotation, cellular component: plasma membrane; bicellular tight junction. Gene Ontology annotation, molecular function: structural molecule activity.